Messenger RNA from Paraglomus occultum, 2268 nucleotides. The record is from the annotation of a GenBank genome assembly. NCBI's taxonomy places the organism in Eukaryota, Fungi, Glomeromycota, Glomeromycetes, Paraglomerales, Paraglomeraceae.
AUGUUUGGAGAUAAUAUAAACGCGGUUGGGUUUUUUGAACGUAACUUGACUUCUCGCGCCGAAUUUUCCAGAACACCAUGGUGUUCCAAAAAAGCUACAGCCUAUGUCAUUGAUGUCUCACCGUCAAUGUGGCAAGCGCCUACCGCGGAUGAUUCGCUUCCAAUUGAAUUAGCAAAGAAGGCUGUUGUAGGAUUGCUUGAUGUGAAACUGUUAGCGAAUGCUAAAACAGAUAUCACAUCAGUUUUAGCUGUUGGGACAGAUGAUACUGAUUACGGGCCGAUUGAAGACUUUGAUGAGGAUUACGAACAUAUCAAAGUCAUAACUGGGUUGGAAAUGCCAACAUUGGAUUUACUACGCACGGUACAGCACCAACUUCCACAAGGAAAUGCGCCUGGAAAUUGUCUUGAUGGGAUAUCAGCAGCGAUCGAGAUAAUUAAAAGACAUUGCAGACAUCUAAAGUACGAGAAAAAAAUCUUUCUCAUGACAGAUGGAGAAUCUCCAAUGUCCAGCAUACGACUACAGCAAAUAGUUGAUGAGCUAAGAAAUAAUGGAAUUGAGAUUUUUGUUCUCGGUAUCGGAUUUAGUGAUCCUGAUGAGGAUACAAAUGAUCCAAGCAAAUCACAAACAAAACUUGCAAACGAAGAUCUGUUCCGUGAUCUCGUCAGUCGAGCUCCUGGGAGCAGUUAUAUCACCCCGAUGGACAGCGCUUUGGAGGAAAUUUCCCAACCGUAUGUGCGUCCAGUCCGCCCAACUCCACUAUAUCGCGGAGCUCUCACCAUUAGUAAUAAAAACGAAUAUGGCGAUUCGGCUCUGGGUGUUAAUGUAACUAUGUAUGCCCGCACGAAAAAAGCCAGUCUCCCAUCAUUCAAGAAAUGGUCUGUACUAGCUGAAAAUGCGCAAGAUAACCAACAGAAAACGCACGAGGUUUUGCGAACUUACUCGUAUACUGUCUGGGAUGAUGAAAACGGUGUGGAAGUUCAUGUUGACAAGGAAGAUUUAAUGAAAGCAUAUCCUUAUGGAGCGACGCUGGUACCAGCUCAGAAUUUUGAUGAAGAGCAAUUUAAGCUAGAUACGAAUAUGGCUUUAGACAUUCUUGGAUUUGUUAGAGUUACUGAGAUAAACAAAGACUUAUUUCUUGGUGAAACGCUAUCGAUAGUCCCUCAGAAAGAAGAUCGCGCAUCAGCACUUGCAUUCUCUGCACUUGCACACGCCAUGUAUGAAAAGAAUUUAAUAGGAUUGGCUAGAUUUGUCAAAAGGAUUCGCGGCCCUCCCGUAAUGCUCGGCUUAAUCCCACAUAUUACAGCCGAAAGAGAACUGAUAUAUGGUUACAUGCUGCCGUUUAACGAAGACAUCCGUUAUUACGAAUUUCCUCCACUCGAUCGAGUACAGAGUCAAAAGGGCGAAAUCAGAUCUGAUCACCCCUUACUUCCCUCGCCCGAAUUGUCUGACAAGAUGCGACAGUUUAUAGAGCAGAUGGAUCUUAUGAAUGUUCCCGAUGAAGAUGGGCAACCGACGGAAUAUCUACACAAAAAGCAAUUUAAUCCAACAGCUGUUUUAAUUAAAAAAUCAGUCAACCAUAGGGCGUUAAAUCCGGGUGCUGAAUUACCUCCUCCAGACGAAUCAGUACUCUCUAUUCUGAAACCACUACCGGACAUGAUUAAUAGAAACCAAUCGCUGGCAGAUGAAUUAGCCGAAUUGUGUGAUAUAGUGAAAAGUCAGGAGAAACAAAAAAGAAGUAGACGAGACCGCGGCGAGGAAGUAGAGGAGGAGGAAGUCGACAUUGAUGAACUCUUUGCACUUGCAAGUGAUGAGCAGUCCAAACGAACGCGGCGAGAAGAAGGGUCGGGUAGUUCUAUGACUGUAGGAAGGGAAGAUCCGAUAAGGGAUUUCGAGGCGAUGGUUGCUUAUAGGGCCGAGGAUUUAGUAACUACAGCCGUGGAACAGAUGUGUGCCGUCAUUAAGGAAUUUAUCUCUGGGGACGACUUGGAGAAGCAUGCAUUGGCAUUAAACUGUAUUAAAGUAUUGCGAAAUGCUUGCACAAAAGAAAACGAAUCCGAUACAUUCAAUAAUUUCCUUCGUGAACUACGGGACAUCUGUUUACAUGCUGAAGCUCCAAGAACAGAUUUCUGGAAUCAAAUUCUUCAAGAACAAAUCUCUUUAAUUAGUACUGAUGAAGCGAUUGAUAGUAGUACUUCAAUCAAUGAAGCUCAACAGUUCUUGCAAUCCGCGUCUUCAUCCCAUCAGGAUGUGGAGAUGUCAGACGUUUGA